UCCAGUUAUUGAAGAAGCGUCAUUUGUGUUAUAUUCAGGCUUUUGCAGCGCUAUUUAUUUAAAAUUUUCGUAAAGCACUGAUUGAGAAGGAAUGUCGAAACAAAUUGAUACGCGCAAACGUCUAAUGGUAAUGUUACAAAAUGAUAUAAGUUUACAGCAGCAGGAGAACGCGCUAGCUAAGCAAAGCACCAAAUUUCACAAUAAAAUGGCGGGAAGACAACAAACUAUUAAACGUCAACAGCGAAAAUUGGACAAAUUAAAUGAAAUGUCAAACCUGCGCCAAGAUGAUGAAGAAAAUCGAAUUGCAUUUGAACAAGCGAUGCGCGACAAGUUGUCAAGAGAGCAACAAAAUUUAAUUGAAAUGCAGAAGGAACUCGCUACAAAGAAACAACAACGAGACGAUAUGAUAGGAUUCGCACGCACUCUGAGUGAAGCAACCAACACUUACAUCAAUCUAAACGCUUUGCCCGCACGCGUUAAAGGAGUCGCCGUUCUGCCAGAUCAGGGCGAAUGGAUACCUUUUAAUUGCGAUGCCUACGAUCUAAAGGGAUUAAAUACGCUUUGGUCACAUCUAAAUAAGCCCAGUUCCACAGCUGAAAAGUGGCAGCAGCUUUUCUCUGUAGACAGCUCCACACUGCCAAGUGCAGAAGGAAAGGAAAACGCCAAUGCUUCGAUGUCUGUAAUUGAAAUUGAUCUUACCUCGCCGACAUCUAACAGAUCAGUUGGCGAAAAU
Drosophila hydei is the source of this 733-nucleotide messenger RNA. It is a transcript of the gene Spc25, whose product is annotated as kinetochore protein Spc25. Lineage: Eukaryota; Metazoa; Arthropoda; Insecta; Diptera; Drosophilidae. The transcript is spliced from 3 exons. The annotation marks the transcript as partial. The record is from RefSeq and is a predicted model, not a curated record.